Messenger RNA from Kluyveromyces lactis, 3654 nucleotides. RefSeq names its product Bud4p (gene BUD4). Gene Ontology annotation, molecular function: GTP binding. The coding region runs from base 1 to 3654 and encodes 1217 amino acids. Gene Ontology annotation, cellular component: cellular bud neck contractile ring. The transcript has a single exon. NCBI's taxonomy places the organism in Eukaryota, Fungi, Ascomycota, Saccharomycetes, Saccharomycetales, Saccharomycetaceae. The record is from RefSeq and is a predicted model, not a curated record. Gene Ontology annotation, biological process: protein localization to bud neck; axial cellular bud site selection.
AUGCAAAUGGAAGACAAAGGCGAGGCACUUAAUCCUGAUGCAAUGUAUUCUCUUUUGAAGGAGAUUGACCAAGAGAUUUCUCACACCGACAAUAUCAGCAUUGAUCAACUCCCAGAAGAGGAUACCUUGGACAAUGAAAAGAAAAUUGACGCCAGUGAGAAUGUCAUUGAAAAUACAGAGGAGGAGGCUCUCCAGUUGGGUGACGAGAGUGCAAAUACAACUACCGAAAUUAAAGAAACAUCUUGCACAGAGGACCACGAUACUGUCGAAAACACAGAAGAUGUCAUAAGUAUGGCAGAAGGACUCGAUAAAGCACCUCUAGAGACUGCUUGGAUCAAACACAACUAUCAGCAGACUAAACCUGUGGUUUCAAAAAGAUUAAUCUCAAAUGAUGGAUCAGACACUUCUGUUGAAGAUAUUAAUGCAAGUACCAGAAUUCCUUCUUAUACUUCCGAAGAAAUAACUGGCCUAGAGUUGAAGGAUAAGAUGGUCACCGAUGUAGGUGAAAGAUUAUCUCAUUUCCUAGAUCAGAAAUAUGCUGAGAAUCCAAAUUUGCCUGCAUUGAAAGGAAUGCUCUCAAUGGCCGAUGAAAAAGCCAUGGAAGAUGACCCAAAAAAGGAUAAACCAUUGGUGUUCACAAUUGAGCCAACUAAACCACUUUUUCCUUCGAAGGAAGUAUCUUCAACCAUGAUUCAAGUCGAAAUUCACACUCCUGAUGAAGAUGAUGUUGAUGGUGCGGCAGCAGACACCAAAGAAGCAACCAAUCUCCUGCUUGAUUCUAAGAUCCCAGUCACUCCUAACGUCUGCAUCAACAGAUUCGUAAAUAAUAACGGGGAAACAAGGGUUUCAUCUGGCUCAUCGACAGAAGAUGCACAAGAACUUAAUACGCACAGAUUUCAGGACCGGUAUCAUCUUCUCAGCGGUGCCCAAGCAGUUCCACAACUCCCUCAGUUGCCUGCUUUAACAUUGCAGGAUUAUAAGUCAUCAAGUGUUCAAAGCGUUAACGCUUCAAGAAUAUUUAGUGUUGCAACUACAAAUGACAACUACCAGUCGGCAAAAGAAUAUGAUUUGUCCUCAACUGUUGGAUGUGAAGAACUCUCUGAUGACGCAUCAGUAAAGGACUUAGAGAUCCCGGAACCGAAUGAGUUGCCUUGCUUUCCGACUUUUCAACUGGACUCUACUUCCAUGAAGACAUCCAGUUCUAUGGAAACGGUACAGCAUGAUAAAGCAAAGUUCAACUCAGACGUCAAUAUCGCGGAUGAUACUAUGGAACAAAUAGAACAAGAGGAGGCAGAAUUGAUUUCUAACCCGGAGAGAAGUGGAAGUCCUACAAAUGAUAAUAUGUCUCAACAUAGCCAGAAUAGACAGUUGCUGGGCGUAUCAGAGGUGUCACAGGCACAACAGGCACCAGAGCACCAUGUAGAAAUGUCAGUUGAGUUUCAAGACGAAGGAAGAAGGGAUAUAACCAGUAGCUUCUCGAGAGAAAGUGAUCGAAUCGAGCUACCACCUUUGCCUCCUAUGAAUGGACUUUCGACAAUGUUUGACCAGGAUUUAUUCAAUGACCAUGAGACCUCGCACGAGUCAAUUGAUUUAACUUCGUCGUCCCACAAGGAGAAUUAUCUGUCAAUUUGGCACUCACAGAAAACAGGGGGCAGUUUUAUAUCUCCAGCAUUGAGCACCAAUUCUCAAUUUAGUACUCAAUCACGUACAUCAUCAGUGCCGACAAAUCAUAGCGGAAGUUCAUUUAAAUUCAAAUCGAGAAUCAUUUCGAAUUCUCAUGUAUUCAAGCAAGAAGCAUUUAGACAAUUCAGUGAUGAGUAUGUCCUCAGCACACAAGAUGAUAGUAAGUUGGAUCCGCUAAGAAGAAAUACUAUCAUGUCCAAGCGUAUCCAGCAAGAACUCAAGACACAAGCUAAAAUGUAUCCAUUUGCUAAUAAAUUUGCUUUGGAUGAAAGUUCGGAACCAAGUAUACACAACGAAUCAAUUAUUACUGGGGACAUUUCGAGAACAAGUGACAAGGCGGUUGACACUACAAACAUUUUAUCCCAUAAGAAUUUGACACUUUUGCCGCCGCAAUCAACUGAAACUGUAUUUUCGUCCUUUUUAGACAAUUUUGAUAAAGACGACUUUGAAGAGAAGUUGGCAGAAGAAUCUCGAUUGAACUCAAAGAAGAAUCUUCAAACUACUUGGGGUCAUUUCCGAGACGUCAGUUCUGGUAAUGUAGAUAUUAAGGCAACUCAGCAACAGAUUGCUGAAGUUCUUCACAAUCAAAACGAAGAUGUCGUUCAAGUGGGGUCGCAUAUUCAAGAUGUUAAGGUGUUACUCGGGAAUGAAAUUGAGGGAUACGAUGUUCAAAAAUCAGUAUCGGAUCUGUCAGUAGAGACCACAAAAAAAUCGCCAAUUAAGCACGUAGGAUCACCCUUCAAAGUGAAAGCUCGAUCUGAAACACCACCUCAAUCGCCCGUAGUCUACGAAAGGGAUACUACAGAAGUAAAUGAAGGACUGCAGCGAGCUCCGACGACAUCAUUAGCUUCUGUUUAUCUAGAAAACUCCCUUCAAGAAUUUGAAUCCUCGGAGCUUCAAGAUCAUGGCAAACUAUACUUGAAACUAAAGAGUAUCAAUUCGCUUCGUUUACAACAAAUUAAACGCCAUAAUGCAAAGUAUUGCAUAGAGUUUGAUAAUGGAAAAGAGGUUAUUGAAACACCGUGGGAAUCCAUUCCGGAAGAUGGUCCUAUUAAAAUGAGUCAGGAAUUUGAAGUAAACAUGGAAUCAAAUAACGUCACUUUAUUCAUGACUAUGAAAAUUCGAUACACAAGCCCUCAAAAUCAACUAACUGAGGUUGUAGAGAAGAUUCCUAUCAAGAAACGAUUUGCGUUCGGCAAAACAAAGUAUAGGCUUGAGAAAAGGUUUGUUACUAAGAAAUUGAAAUAUGACGAUUGGGACUUCAAAUUCGCAAAGGAUGGUUCAUUUGCACGCUGCCAGGUAAAUGUCAAUAAAAAUAUGCUGAAACAAAUCAAAUACAAAACAAAUGAGCUACACUUUGAAUUCCUCAAUGAAUGGGAGCGCGAAUUUGAUGAGAAAAUCGCACAAACAUAUAAAGAAGACGAAUUAUGGAAACUUCCUCGGAAAAAUCCAUCUAAGGUUUGCUCUCUUACAGUUGAUGUGAUGUAUCUUCCAAGAACUUCGUCCAUGGAAAGAUUCCCAAAGAAUCUGAAGGCAGUUCAGAAGUGUUGCGAGAAGUAUCUUGAACAGCAAAGGGUCAAUAAUGAAGGAUUCCUGUGGCAAGAAGGCGGUGAUGUAGAGGGAAUGUUGAAAAGAAGAUAUAUGAUUUUGAAAGGCACUGAACUUAUAGCUCAUGACGAAGUUACCAGAAAACCACAAACUUUGUUGAAUCUUCUAAACGUAGUAGAUAUAUACUCUGAUGGUAAAACGGCAACUGGAAAACAAAUGAGAAACUUUACUGAUAUGGUACUUUUCAGCGAUUGCUUCAAACUCCUUUUUGCAAAUGAUGAAGUUAUAAAUUUUAACGCUGAUUCUAAUCUUUUAAAACAACAAUGGGUUGAAAUUUUGACCAGCGUUGUUGAACUGAAUAAAUUCCAUCAACCAUGGAUCAAAAGAGUUUUUGAAAACGAACAAUACAACAUUACUUUUUAA